ACUUCCCUGUUUGCCUUCUUUUUACCUCGCGAACUUUUACUCGUCUUCUCGGGGCUUGCGCUCGAGGACCCCCUGCGGUCGCGGAGUCAAAGUGGUGGUUUGGUUGGGGCCCAGAGCAGAGGGAUCCAAGACGCUCUGUGAUUGGCCCGCUGCUGGAGUCGCGUGCUCUGAUUGGUCCCUGAGGCCGUCAAGAACAGCAAUUUCAAUAUAGUUGACCAUGCAGCCUGCAAUUCAAGUGUGGUUUGGGGAAGAUCUGCCGCUAAGUCCGAGAAGUCCUCUGACCCCCCGGCAUGGGCCAGGUUUGGCUGAUGUUUGUCAGUAUGACGAGUGGAUAGCUGUGAGGCAUGAAGCCACCCUGCUGCCCAUGCAAGAAGACCUUUCAAUCUGGUUAUCUGGUUUAUUAGGUAUUGAAGUUAAGGCAGAAAGGUUAUUAGAAGAACUUGAUAAUGGAGUACUGUUAUGCCAACUGAUUGAUGUUCUUCAAAACAUGGUGAAAACAUGCAGCUCUGAAGAACCAGGGAAUUUUCCAAUGAGAAAAGUGCCCUGUAAGAAGGAUGCUGCAUCAGGUUCAUUCUUUGCUAGAGACAAUACCGCGAACUUCCUUCACUGGUGCAGGCAUGUUGGGGUUGAUGAGACUUACCUCUUUGAAUCCGAAGGUUUAGUUUUGCACAAAGAUCCAAGACAGGUGUAUCUGUGUCUUCUUGAAAUUGGUCGAAUCGUGUCAAGAUAUGGGGUUGAGCCACCAGUAUUAGUAAAACUUGAGAAAGAAAUUGAGCUGGAAGAGACCUUACUUAAUACUUCUGGACCUGAAGAUUCCAUCAGCAUUCCCAAAUCAUGUUGUCAGCAUGAAGAGCUGCAUGAAGCUGUUAAACACAUCGCAGAAGACCCUCCUUGUAGCUGUUCUCAUCGAUUUUCCAUCGAGUACUUAUCUGAAGGACGAUACCGACUAGGAGAUAAAAUACUCUUUAUAAGAAUGCUUCACGGAAAACAUGUCAUGGUCCGGGUCGGUGGAGGCUGGGAUACUCUUCAAGGAUUUUUGCUUAAAUACGAUCCCUGUCGAAUAUUACAGUUUGCUACACUAGAACAGAAAAUUCUAGCAUUUCAGAAAGGAGUUUCCAACGAAAUUGUGCCUGAUUCGUCUACCAGAACACCUCAGCCUCCUGAAAUGAAUCCUCUGUCAGCAGUUAGCAUGUUUCAGAAACAGAAUUCAAAACCUGGCACGCCGGUUGGCACUGCAAGGAGCAAAGAGAAGCAGGCACGUCCACCGGGUGUGCUGUUGCCAGCAUCUUCCCUGAAAGGAGGGAAUCUGGCCUCUGGGUCCAUCCGUUCUAAGUUGCCAAAUUCUCCAGCAGCCUCGUCUCAUCUCAAAAGCAAAUCUUCAAAGGUCCUAACAAAGAAACCACAGGCCUCUUCAAACAGCGCGUCAUCUUCACCUCCUUCUUUAAAUCCAGCAGGUAAAAGCACUUCUUCAGCAGCUUUAUCAAGAACUGCACCUUGUGGAUCUGAGUCAUUGAGAAAAUAUAUCUCAUCACCCAGUACUCCUAAGGCCAAGCUUAAUCCAGCCCAGAAGUCCAGAGAGGAGCCUGGGUCUGCACGCUUGCCAAAUAAGGGUUCUGGAAAACCCGAGCCAAAGCAUGUGAGGCACAACCAUGUAUCUUCCAGGGAUGAUGCAGUCUCUCACAAGGGUGCACAUUUAAAUUCAUCAUCCAAGGGUCCAAAGCCACCUAAGACAAAUCUGCACCUAAGGCCUAACCCCUCUCCAUCUUUCCAGUCCCCCGCGAAAGUGACAACAUCCGGUUCCAAGACCGUAACCACGGGUCAGGGAACGCGGUCUCAGCCAAGUGAUGGAGCUCCGCAGGAAGCUGCCCAGAAACCAAAAGAUAAGAAUGUGGUUUCAGUUGUCAAAAAGCAGCCUCAGAAUAAAAGCACAUCCCAGAAGACAGGACCCAGCUCCUCCAGGUCCCCUGGCCGGACCCCACUGUCCAUCAUGAGUCUUCCCCAAUCUUCUGCCAAAACGCAGCCUAAACCAAAGUUGGCACAGACUGCCACCAAGAGCCAGUGCUCAGCCAAAGGCCCUCCCCAAAGUGGCAAAGCCCCGGCUCCACCCGGGAAACCACCCUCCUCUGGCAGGGAGGCAGUGAGUGGAGAUAAAAAACCUCCUGCAAAGAAAAAGGAAGACGAUGACCAUUAUUUUGUUAUGACGGGAAGUAAGAAACCUAGAAAAUAACCAUAAUGUGUCAUUUUAAGAGACCAGAGGCAAGAGAGAGAGUGAAUGUGUUAGCUUCACAUCUUAGAAGUUUCUCCUAUUUGUGUUUAUCCAACUGGGUUCAGCCAUUAAGUACCAUAAGAUGCAGGCUGGAGUUGGGGUGAGGAAAGGGCUCAUCAGAAUUCACGUGUCGGAAUUCACCAGGAGGCACCGCCCUUUCGAGGUGGACAGUGGUAAAAUCACCACGAGGUUCUAAUCAUACAUAGUUAUAGACGUGUAUGAUUUCCAGUCCACAACAUCUUUGCUAAUGUUGGCCCAUUAAGGGAAAUGUAAAGUCAAGUAACACUACUGGAGCUGUAACCAUAGUUGCUUUAUUUUGUUGUAACUAUGCGCUUUAUUUUGAAUAUGGAGGUUAUUACCUGCUAACAACAACAGAGGUGCUCUUAAUAAGCUAUUGAAUUUUAGUUCAAAAGCAACGGUUUGGCACGUGCCUUACAAAAGGCACCUAAUUUAGUUUCCUGAUCAGAUUGCCUGAUGGAACAAUACUAAGUACUGAUGGCUGCUACCCGUUAGCUUGCUUUUAGUUUACUCUGGGCUUAGUAGGAUUGCUAUUAAAAAUUUUUUAAGCUUUCCAAUUCAGAAGGAGCUGAUUUUUUCACUGGCUUACAUUAAAAUUGGUAAUAUUUUGUGACCAAUAUUUUUGGUAAAAGAAAAAACAAAUUAAGGUAUUAAAUGUAAGUUGAAAUUUCGAAAAAUUUUUUGUAUAUUAUUUAUAAGAACUUAUACCUUAUAUUUUAGAUGGACAUUGUGCAAUGUGGAAGGGGAAACAAUUUAGUAGCUUUUGGCAUGUUAGAAGUAUUUUUAAAUAAUGUAAUUUUCUACGAAUGCAAAUAUCAAUUUUUACAUUAAAAUAAUGUUUAAUAUCAGAGUUAUGUUUUAACAACCUUAAAAUUAAGGUGAUAUUAAAGAAUCCUAAAGUGGUGCUAUAAAAAACACUAUCAUGUGAUGGUUAUUUUUCUUUAACACAACAAUACUGGUUUUAAUUCAAUUCUUCCAAUUAUGUUAAUUUUCCUUAAUAAAGUCAUGCAACUUCGGUUUUCCAAUGAACACUGUAUAUGCAGCAUUUUCUGUUCUAGAGGCAGAUUGUCCAAGGAACUUACCCAGAUCAUGUAAUGACUAUAUAGACUCCAUCAAUCUAAAGUGGUAUUUGUAAACAAUUUGUUUUUUUUUUAAGAGAUCACGACUAUUUUAAAAAUUAUUAAUGUACCAUUUCAGAAGUUUUGGUAGUGUAUUUAAUAACUUUACAGUAUUGUCAGUUACCACAAGUUAUUUAUUCAGUAUUGAGGUUUGUGUUUCCUUAUUUUAAACUAAAAUGUGUUUUCGAAAGAAAAAUAAUAGUUCACGCAAAUGUGCAAUCUUAACCUGACUACUAAUGUUUGUAGAUUAUAAAGCAAGAAAUUUUUGAAAGAAACUAAGUGACCCUUUGUCUGAAGACUACAGUUAAAAUCAAAGCUGUACACAGGCUAGUUUUUGAAAUAAUUGAUGCUUCUCUUCUUUUGUUAAAAGAGACAGUCAUCACAUAUUUAGUUUAGUUCCACUGUUGAUCUUGGCCUUGAGGGAGAUAAUAUUCACAUCUUUGGAAAGUGAAGUCAGUGUUCAAGAAGUACCAGAAGCUUUAUAUUUUUAGUGAUAAGAAAUAUUUAAUGGAUCUUUCAAAGAGGAAGAAUUUUACAUACAAGUGGGAAUUUAUUCUUUUGUAAGACCAAACAAUGCUUCUGUAUCACUAACUUCUAGAAAUUAAAAAAAAGUAAGUGCUGUUACAGCCAACCUAUGAUUUCAAAUAGAUUUUUCAAUAUUGUAAACAGUAACUUUUGUGUUGAGAGUAAUCGGAAAUAAAAGUAUAUCAUCUGGCAUAAAUUCCUAGAAUUGUUUUUUUUCCCCCAAAAUUGGAAUUUAAUUUGUAAAUAGCUCUAUCUUUAUCAGGCUACUGAUAGUAAGACUUUCUAA
Molecule: messenger RNA, 4213 nt
Organism: Phacochoerus africanus (Common warthog)
Lineage: Eukaryota; Metazoa; Chordata; Mammalia; Artiodactyla; Suidae
Gene: GAS2L3
Product: growth arrest specific 2 like 3
Exons: 9
Coding region: 218-2227 (669 amino acids)
Biological process (GO): actin crosslink formation
Cellular component (GO): actin filament
Molecular function (GO): actin filament binding; cytoskeletal adaptor activity; microtubule binding
Source: RefSeq, a predicted model, not a curated record